Molecule: messenger RNA, 366 nt
Organism: Monascus purpureus
Lineage: Eukaryota; Fungi; Ascomycota; Eurotiomycetes; Eurotiales; Aspergillaceae
Source: the annotation of a GenBank genome assembly
AUGAUGGAUACACGGCAAUGGACACCGGUCAGACGACCUGCAUUAUUUUUUUAUCUGGAGAUACUUCUGUUCGGGAAUGCUUUGUCGGGGCUUCCUGGGUUCUACAGCAUAAUGAAAAGAGAAAAACAUUUGAAGACUGUUCAUGUUGGUUGUCACUUAUUGACGAGUAAUCUUGAUCUGUUGCAAUUAUCCCGAUUCCGGACUGCGGAGAUGCAGAACGCUUUUGUUGGGUUUGUGGACUUUAUUUCUUUCCAACUGAAGAUGCUACCAAUAGAAUAUAGACAUCCUUGCUUCCAGGUUCAACAUGCCUUGACAGAGCUCGGAUAUCCACGAUCCUUGUUUCCCUCCCCCCUUGACACUCAAUAG